UGGGAGAGAGAGAGCGACACCACGCGCGGCAGGCCGCCGCCGUGGUCCCGAUGCGACAGCAGGCCGACUUCCUUGAGUGUCAGCUUCUAAAAGACAAGUUGGCAGAGGUGCCAGUGGAGCCGGUGAGCUACCAGGCAGCCAAGGCAAGCCGCCAUAUCCUGAUGACGGCGGCGCUGGUGACCUGCGUUGGUCGGCCUUCACACGUGACGGGGCUGACGGUUCCUUAUCUGAAGGCCGCAAAGGCAGCCAUCAUCAACGGUAAGAAGUCCCGGCUCAUCCGGAACACCGACUACACGACUGCCGACUCAACGAUCCUGGACGUGACAGUGCCAGAGGCCAUGUGGAACGGAUGAUCCUCUUCGUCGACCGGGAGAGGCCGGCAAUAUACUGCGGCGCCGGCU
This is a messenger RNA of Amphibalanus amphitrite, 401 nucleotides long. RefSeq lists its product as uncharacterized. Lineage: Eukaryota; Metazoa; Arthropoda; Thecostraca; Balanomorpha; Balanidae. Bases 51 to 353 code for a protein of 100 amino acids. The transcript is spliced from 3 exons. The record is from RefSeq and is a predicted model, not a curated record.